AUAUAUAAUUUUGGACGUGCUUAGUUAAUGACCGAUUCGUCUGCUUUUCUAAACAAUCCUUGCUGCUAGUGGGAAUUGUGGCGUUGAAUCAAUUUUUCUCGUUCAUUGUGUACUCUCAGACUCCAUCUCAACAUGGUUUGCUUGGCUUGUUUGUUGCCCCUCUUUCUGGUUCCGAUAGUUAACAUUCUUCCUCUUCUCUUCGAUUUUAUCAUGGGAAAGAUCUAUGGAGUUUUUGGUUGGGAGUAUAGGAAACCAGAGAGGGUUCCUCCUGCAUGUCCAUACAAACCUCCAACCUCUUCUGUUAAUAAGGUAAGUGAGUGCGUAAUGUUAAUUGUUAAUAGCAAAAUGUAAUUUCUAUGCGUUGUC
Molecule: messenger RNA, 366 nt
Organism: Vigna umbellata (rice bean)
Lineage: Eukaryota; Viridiplantae; Streptophyta; Magnoliopsida; Fabales; Fabaceae
Source: RefSeq, a predicted model, not a curated record